CAACCCCUAAGCAGGACAAAUUUUUAAAACAAAUUCAUGACUCAAAUAAGUAAUCAAUAAAAAAAUGUAAAGAAAUACACACACCAGAAGUGAGUAUAUUUUCAAGGUAGCUAGCUUGACAGAGAUUUGUCUGAAGUAUUCAUUAUUUUUACAGUACCUCCUUUCAAUAAAAUAGGGAGACAUAAGGCAACAACGAAUAUAAAACCACCAGAAAAAGUUAAAUCCAAUCAACAGACAUGCAUUCUGUGGAGGUGCGUGGUGCUUAUAAGUACUAUGGAAAGCCAAAAGAUCCGAAAAUCAUCUUAAAUCGAUUAAAUAUGACUGUCGCGCCAGGUUCCAUAUAUGGCUUGAUGGGCGCGUCAGGUUGCGGCAAGACGACAUUACUUUCAUGUAUAAUCGGCAUGAUACCAUUAGAUGGAGGUGAAAUUACCGCAUUAGGACAUAAGACUCAGGCAAAUGAGAUACAAAAAGCAGGACACAGAAUUGGUUACAUGCCACAAGAGACAGCUUUAAUUGGAGAGCUUACGAUCAAGGAGACUAUUUAUUAUUUCGGUAAAAUAUUUCAAAUGGACUUUGAGAAAUUAAGAGAGAGGUAUGACAUGUUACAUAAACUACUUGAGUUACCACGUGGAGAUCAGAGAGUUGAGGAAUGUUCAGGUGGACAAAUGAGGAGAGUUUCAUUUGCAGCUGCUUUGAUUCAUGAACCUGACUUAUUGAUUCUUGAUGAGCCUACAGUCGGUCUAGAUCCAAUAUUGAGAGAAAAGAUAUGGGACUUUAUGUUGCACGUAACACGAACAAGCAAACUUGCAAUAAUCAUCACAACACAUUACAUAGAUGAAGCAAAGCAGGCAGAUCGAUGUGGGUUGAUGCGGAAUGGAAUUCUUCUAGCCGAAGAUACGCCACUUAACAUUAUAAGUCGUCACGAGGUUGAUAACCUUGAGGAAGCAUUCUUAAAACUUUGCAUGAAGCGUGGAUCUGAAGAUGCUGUUGACACUGACAUAGUAAACGGACAUCAAUGUAGUGAAUUACAGAUGGAUAAUUUAGAGUUGCAGGAGCGAACAGCAAAUCACAUGAAUGGAAAUGACAAGAAAAUUGUGCCUUUAGCAAAUAACAAUAAUAAUAUUCAGAACCAUAACCAUAAUAAUUGUGCCACUAGUCAAGAGCAAGAACAACCAAUUCCACCACAACAGUCAAUAGCUCAAGUAUUCAAGCGUAAAAAAUAUACUUGGUCAACGCUUCAAGCGCUCUUUACAAAAAAUUAUUUGCAAAUGAAAAGGCAACCUGCUGGUGUAGCAUUCAUGAGCAUAGUGCCGAUUUUACAAAUUGUAUUUUUUUACAUGGCAAUCGGUGGAAAUCCCAUUGGACUUAAAUUCGGCGUAGUAGAUGAUGAAGUUAACUAUAAUGAUUGCUUUAAUACAUCUCUAAUAACAACGAUAGCACAUGAAGAUACCUGCGAUUUACACAAAGUCUCAUGUCGAUUUAUACAGGAAUUUCAAGAUAAUGUGGCAAUUAAGCAGCAUUAUAAUACCUUUGAUGAGGCAUUUGCGGAUGCAAAAAAAGGAAAGAUUAUUGGAUUUUUAUAUUUUGCUAAGAACUUUACAGAGUCAUUAGAUACGGUCCAGAGAGUAGGUAGAGAUGCUGAUGAUGGAUCAGCUGACAACAGUCGAAUUGACAUCUACAUGGACCACUCUGAUCUUCAAUUGACAUUCUUCCUGCAGUCGAAAUUCUAUCAAAUGUACAAGAACUUUACACAGCACAUGAUGUCGGACUGUAAUUUGCCAAAGAAAUUAGGAAAUAUUCCUGUCAAUUUUGAACAGCCAAUUUACGGCAGCUAUGAUACAGACUUCAAACACUCAAUGGCACCGCCAAUGAUCAUGGUCAUGAUGUUCUACAUUGCAGCUGGUUUAACUGUUGCUAUUUUCAUUGCUGAUCGAAAGGAAGGCUUCUGGAAUCGAACACUAUUAGCUGGCGUUACCCUCAAAGAACUUAUGCUUGUCCACAUCCUCACACACUCAACUGUCUUAAUCAUUCAACUUGUUGAGACAAUUUUCCUCAUUGCUUUCGUGUUUGGUGCUGAAAAUAAAGGAAGUAAUAUUGGUGUCAUAUUCUUGCUAAUGAUGCUUGCGUACUCGGGAAUGUUUUUCGGAAUGCUGUUAUCUGUUGAAUGCAAUGAUCUCAGAGAAGCAAAUUUCGUACUGACAGGCAUUGCCACUCCAAUGGUUGUACUUGCUGGUAUGUUUUGGCCACUUCAAGGCAUGCCAGUAUUUCUGCAGUAUGUUUCUUAUUGUAUGCCAUUUACAUUGCCUUCGAUAUCUGUAAGAAAUAUUAUGAUGAAAGGCUACUCGUUCUUCCAUCCGACAGUAUUGACUGGUGCUGUUAUUGUGACUGCUUGGGCAUUCUUUGCUGUAUUUUUAGGGUUACAAGGUUUAAAAAGGAAAAAGUAUAGUCGAAAUACAUAAAUUAAGGUGCUUUUUUUUUAAUUUGUAAAAUAUUCCUUACUUAAUUUUUUAAUUAUUUUUUUUAUUUUGUACCUUUGUACUUUUUAUUUUGUAAAUUUGUAUCUGAUAUUAAAGCUUAAUGUUAUCUUGAAGAUGGAACGAGAA
This is a messenger RNA of Chironomus riparius, 2603 nucleotides long. Lineage: Eukaryota; Metazoa; Arthropoda; Insecta; Diptera; Chironomidae. The record is from the annotation of a GenBank genome assembly.